AGACUCAUCAGAUCGGACUGGGCGAAGUCAUCAGCGCCACUGAAGCGCUCUUUAUACCAGCAGCGAGCCUUUAUCUUCCCUGCUGUUGACUUGGGAAAUGCCUCAGUGCGUCCUCCAAGCUCUGCUGAUGAUCGAUUCCGUUGACGCAGCCGAAUGGAUGAUUCCGAGCCCAGUAACCUUGCUCGCAAAUAGACUGUCCCGAAAAGUCACUUUGGCAUGGUGUCACCUCGCGAUGGCAUGCCAGUACUCAGGAUCUUUCAGAUGCCGGCCAAACGCAGGCUCUGACAAUCCUCAGUCCGCUAGCCCCUGGAGCCAUUGUGCUCGUCUUCGCUCCGCAGCAAAGUAAGCGGAAGCGCAGAGGGAUGCCUUCCCG
Messenger RNA from Ceraceosorus guamensis, 373 nucleotides. RefSeq lists its product as hypothetical. Bases 98 to 346 code for a protein of 82 amino acids. Lineage: Eukaryota; Fungi; Basidiomycota; Exobasidiomycetes; Ceraceosorales; Ceraceosoraceae. The record is from RefSeq and is a predicted model, not a curated record. The transcript has a single exon.